Molecule: messenger RNA, 771 nt
Organism: Drosophila willistoni
Lineage: Eukaryota; Metazoa; Arthropoda; Insecta; Diptera; Drosophilidae
Exons: 1
Coding region: 1-771 (256 amino acids)
Source: RefSeq, a predicted model, not a curated record
AUGCCCAAAAUAAUCAACACAAUUGUGGACAGUUGGCGCAGUCCAAAAGGAUUCCUAUAUUGGCAGAUCUUUGGUGUGGCUCUCAUAUUCAUAUUGAUUUCCAUGAUUUUGCUGAUUAGCUUUGGCUCUGCUAUCACAACGUUCGGCCAGCGUAAUUGUCCGGCUGCUGUUACCUUUAUCACUGGCGGUCUACUGACCUUUUGCAUCUAUGUCAAUCUAUUAUUUCUGCGACGAGAGUUCCCCUUCAAUUGGGUCUGUAGCUCUUGCAUAGGACUGCUCCUGGCGCUUGGUGUGGCCUCAGUAUUACACGGAGAGAAUAUCAACUACUAUAUUCUGCUAACCAUUGAGAUUAUAUCGAUAAUGAGUCUGAUUUUUGUAAUGGGCUCGUGGCGUCCUCCCUUAUUUCAUCCGGGCAUCUUCAUUAUAUUGGCAACAAUCUCACUUGUCUCUCUGGUAUAUCUCGUAAUGUCAUUGAUAGCGGCUGCUUGCUCCGAUUGCGAUGAUGACAUGCCCAUUUGGAUAACGCACUGCGUUCUCUGGCUACUCAUGCUGCCGCUGCUCCUCUUUCAAUCCCAGGUGAUCAAUGGCCGAUGGUCGAACUACACGGUACCCGCCACGGAUGCGCCUCUCUGUUCUCUGUGCAUUCUCAUUGACUAUUUGGCCAUCUAUGCCUUUCUGCAUUCCGCCUAUGAUAUUGAGUAUGCCUUUCAUUAUAUUGGUGUAAAAAACAAUUUGAAACAUCUUAAACGCGUCAUGGACGCGGACGUUUAA